Messenger RNA from Synchytrium microbalum, 2553 nucleotides. RefSeq lists its product as uncharacterized. Gene Ontology annotation, molecular function: GTPase activator activity. The coding region runs from base 1 to 2553 and encodes 850 amino acids. Gene Ontology annotation, biological process: activation of GTPase activity. The transcript has 12 exons. NCBI's taxonomy places the organism in Eukaryota, Fungi, Chytridiomycota, Chytridiomycetes, Synchytriales, Synchytriaceae. The record is from RefSeq and is a predicted model, not a curated record.
AUGUCAGUGCGGCUACUCUGUGUAAAUGGCAAUGUUACCAUUCGGCCAAAUAAUCUGGAGCCACUGGUAGGCUUCUUGACUUUGCUCCAAGACAUUCAAGCGGAUACUACUGUUAUCUCAUGGCUUCCUGCUGAUGCCCUGAAUGCCGUUGAACGCGAGAUUUACAAAAAGAUUGACACAAGGACAAGAGUCUCUCCUGAGGCCAGUGCAAGGAGCGAUGGCGUUGCCCUUGUUACAUCGCCACUGUCAUUAUUCUCCAGCCUUGAUCAUCUGAUAUACGUGCCAAUACCAUCCUUAAAAGGAUUCUACGUCGAGGGUGAAUUCACAGUCAACUCGAAAGGAGGUGCUGUCUUAAUAACACGUGUAGAGGUAGCCCUAGUUGGUGGCGAAGACAGUGACAUCCCAGCCUUUUGGUUUGACUCUGAAGAUGGAAUUCGGCCACCGAAUCCUGAAGCCGUAGUAAAACUCUUAAAUGGCUGGAUGGCUGCUAUCGACUUGCAGCUAGUUCAGUCUUCAGAUACUCCUAAUCUAUAUGCAACAAAACCUCUUGGCGAGAGACAGGCCGCAAUACCAUUACCGUAUCGUGCACCAGAAUUGAGGAACAGGCAGGGUAGAGUUAACGCAUCGAAUUCCACCACAUCUGGGUCUAGUAGCAGUAGUGGUGGUUUGGUUGUUCCUUUUAGUGGAGACCAGCCAGCAAGAGCACCAUCGCCUAAUACAGAUCGAGCAUUACGAAGUUUGGCUGUUGGAUUAGGCAAUCUUGGACUCUCAGUUGUUAGAGAUGUCGCAGGAGCAGGCGCUGCCAAUCGAGUGCAAGAAGCCGGAUGGGGAAUACUUGAAAGGUUUUCUAAAGUCUCCCAAUUUGGCAAGGCCCGUGCUGGGGAGCUGAUCUCACAUCCACAGUUUGCUCCACUACUGCCACUUGUCCCUCCCAACAUACGACAAUCCAUACUCUCGUCACGAGAGACAUCAACAAUGAUUGAAGAAUAUCAAAACGCUGGUGACUAUCUAGCAAAAGUAGCCUCAGAGUUCAGAAGAGAUGUAUUAGGUGUAUCGCCAUCAAAUGCUCCACGACUCAAAGGUCCUAUUGAUACAAGCUGUGAUUAUGAGAACUUGGCUAUUGGACUCUCGCAUGGACGUGAAGAGUUGGCUGUGUCUGCUGAUAGGUGGCUUCUAUUAUAUGAUAAUACAGGACGACUACUGAUAGAUCCAAUGACGCUUCGUGAGAUGAUAUACAACGCUGGAUUGGAAGAUGAUGUGAGGCCGGUAGUGUGGAUGUAUAUGUUGGGAGUUUAUCCAUGGGCGUCUACUGAGAAGGAGCGAAAUGAAAUUAUGGAGCUGAAAAGAGCUGAAUACGAAGCAAUGAAACGAGAAUGGACAAUCAUACUAAACGAUGUUGACAAGGAAGAUGUGGCCAAUGGUGUACCACCAGGUCAAAUAAAUUCGAAUGCUCAAGCUGGUGAUGAGCGGGAAGACGGUGAUGUGUUGUCGAAGUUGAAGGAAAGGCGGUAUCGGAUUGAGAAGGACGUUGUACGAACUGAUCGCACGGAAGCCUUCUUUCAAGAACCCAAGUCACCAUCCUCUCCAGUAUCAGCUGAUGGUGAAGAAGGUGCUGUACCAUCUGGUUCGCAAUCUCCUCCAGCAUUAUCACCAACAGCCCUUCGAAAAACACACGCUGGAGACAAGAAUGCGAAUCUGUUGCUUUUGAGAGAUGUGCUGAUUACUUAUACAGUAUAUAACUUUGAACUUGGUUACGUUCAGGGAAUGAAUGAUCUCCUGGCUCCUAUACUAGCAGUCACAAGGGAUGAGGUGCAGGCGUUUUGUUGCUUUGCCGGAUUCAUGAAUCGUGGUGUCCAAUUCAACUUUUAUCGAGAUCAAUCUGGAAUGCGAGCACAAUUACGACGGUUGGAACUCCUCCUCAAGUUUAUCGACCCAUAUCUAUAUCAUCAUUUGGUUGAUACAGAUUCCAUUAAUCUGUUUUGUUGCUUUCGUUGGAUUCUAGUUUGGUUUAAACGAGAAUUUGAUUUUGGUGAUACGUUCAGGCUCUGGGAGACAAUCUGGGCAUGUCCAUACACGAAACACUAUCACCUCAUCGUCGCAUUUGCAAUUAUAAAUGAACAUCGUCGAAGUCUGAUAACGAGUUGCAAAGCAUUUGAUGAAACCCUCAAAUACAUCAACGACCUAUCUGGCAAAAUCCCCGUAGAGCCAACUUUAGAACGCGCCGCGGUCCUCUGGCAAGUCUUUUUCCACAAAAUGUCAAUCGUAAUGAUGGACAGACUCGGUAUCGACGUCCACUCAAACUCUAAAGUAUCUCCAUUAUCGCCCGACAACACCCUUGAUGUAAAUGCCAGCUCCAGUCAACAGGCAGCAGGAGGAUAUGGUACAUGGGGUCCUACUCAACACCCAAACUCACCGCCAAAGCAAACUGCACCUGUUGGGCCAGGGAAAGCUCGCAUGUUGAGCAAACCUGUGAAUAAAGAGGAUGAGUUGAGUGAUGAGGAGUUGUUUGAGCUCAUGUCGUUGCUCGAAACGGAGGGUAGUCGGUUGCCUUGA